AAAAAAAAAGUACGAUUUUUUCACCGUCGCUGAAUUUACAUAAAGAUCAGCGCAAUUAUCUUAACAUACUGUCAACGGCGAUUAUCAGAAGCACACCUUUAAAGAAGCCAACAUUCAAUAUUUUUGGUAGCCAGAAAAUUGUUUCCCAAAAACCAAUAAUUUAUUAAUUAUUGAAUUAAUUUAUCAAUUAAAAUAUGUCGGGCCAUUUUCAACCACUUAGAUCCUCUCGCGUUUUGCGUAAAAUCAAGGAAAUCAGCCAACCCACCGGAGAACCAGUCAUAAUAAACCGAAAUCCAAGAAAUCUGGAGAGAUUGCGUAUUGCACAUAAACCCAACGGUUAUUUUUUGGAAAAACCUGGACGUUCGUUUUGGCAUAAGUUGGAGUUGACUGUAAGUGGACGUUACGUAACUGCAGAAGUGAGGCAUUUUCAGAAUGGUCCUAUUGUCGGUGCGAGCACUUCGGAAUGGGCAAUAAAAAAGCAUCUCUACAAAACCACAGAUACUCCUGCCUUUGUGAAUCUUGCUCGAGUGCUGGCAAUGAGAUGCCUUCAGUCAGGCAUUACUGAAAUGGCUUGCAAUGUUGACGCCGUUGCCGGAGGUAAAGUUGAAAAGUUUUUGAAAACAUUAGAAGAAAAUGGGGUUAAGUUGCAAGAACCAGAACGAUACGUUGCGCCAUUGCCUUGGGAUGCUGUGCGGCAUGAAAAGCCAUGGGAUGUAUUAGAAGAUCACCUACAACCGGCGCAACAGACAAAGACAGAGAAAACACCCAAUAAAUAAUAAAUAUUUUGUUUUUUCGUUUUUGCUUAGUAAUAAAUGUUACAUUUAUUCUAA
Messenger RNA from Bactrocera dorsalis (oriental fruit fly), 830 nucleotides. It is a transcript of the gene mRpL18, whose product is annotated as 39S ribosomal protein L18, mitochondrial. Gene Ontology annotation, cellular component: ribosome; mitochondrion. Bases 195 to 776 code for a protein of 193 amino acids. The record is from RefSeq and is a predicted model, not a curated record. Lineage: Eukaryota; Metazoa; Arthropoda; Insecta; Diptera; Tephritidae. Gene Ontology annotation, biological process: translation. The transcript has a single exon. Gene Ontology annotation, molecular function: 5S rRNA binding; structural constituent of ribosome.